Molecule: messenger RNA, 8197 nt
Organism: Coregonus sp. 'balchen'
Lineage: Eukaryota; Metazoa; Chordata; Actinopteri; Salmoniformes; Salmonidae
Source: the annotation of a GenBank genome assembly
GUUGGACAUCAAAGUCCACUUCGCUAUUCAUCCAAGAGUGAUUUCGUGAAUGUUAUCAAUAUACAUUGUGAUCUUCGAGGCAAGGUAAUGUAUCAAACAAGUUGUUAAAGUUUCGUGUCGGGUUGACCCUGUUUAAAUCAAAUGUUUAUGGAUUCGCGUUUUACACCACGAAUUGUCAAAUGUAGCAGACUGAACAGAGACCGAAAUUAUAUAUAACAAAUUGAUUCCAAAAAUGUAAAAGCAACAUUGUAUCACUUCAGUGAUCAAUCACGCACAGCGCAAUACUUUUAGUACUUUCACACUCUAUCAACAGGAAAGUGACAUGAUCCCAUUGCUAAUGAGUAUCUAUCUAUACUGUCUCGUGUGUAGUACACUAUUUCAUUUUUUUGUUGUUGUAAGAAACACAAUAGGUUUGUAUGUUUUCAUUUCAUAUUUGAGCCCAUAACCUAUAUGCAUGUCUAAAAACAGAUCCCUAGACAUGCCAUAGUAACCUUCUUCACCAGUGAUCUAUUUUUAAUGAUUCCUCUCUCUCUGUCCUGCAGGUGUUGUAAAUGGCUGGGUCAGACCCAGUAGAGUGGUACUAUGUGGGGGUGGAUGUGGGGACAGCCAGUGUGAGGGCUGCUCUGGUCACAAGGGAGGGCCAAGUAAAGACCACUGCAGAGGAGAUGGUCACCAUCUGGAAACCUCACUCAGACCAUUAUGUCCAGUCAUCCACUGACAUUUGGGCUAAGUGCUGUAGCACAGUCCGGGUAGGUGUUAGAGACUGUGUUCAGGUGUGACUAAAGUGCUCUGCAAAGUGAUACAUUCUCUUGGAAUUUCUUUAAUUUUUGGCCUAGAUUAGUAUGAUGCCUAACUCCAAUACCUUUUUGAAUACUUUUUGCCGUUUUGCAAGGUUUUCUCAUUAUAUUCAGCAGCAAUACAAAACAAAAACAUAAAGAACAACAUGUAACCAACACCAUAUUCCUAUGACAGAAAGUGACCCAGGGAGUGCAGAGGAAUCAGGUCAGAGGGGUGGGUUUUGAUGCCACCUGUUCCCUAGUGGUCCUGGACCAGAACUUCCAGCCUGUAGCUGUCAACCAGGAUGGUGAGUGAGAGAAUGGUUAAAAAUAGAUAAAUAGUUGAAUGCUCACAGUGUUAUUGAGUCCAACGUUUCAACUAGGUAUUUGUCAAAAUGUCUCCUCCUCCCCUCUCUGUUGCCCUGUGUGUAGGUGAGGCUGAGAGGAACGUGGUGAUGUGGAUGGACCAUCGCGCUGCGGAGCAGGCUGCACGCAUCACCAGCACCGGCCACAGGGUCCUGAGCAGGGUGGGAGGGGUGAUGUCACCGGAGAUGCAGCCCCCCAAGCUGCUCUGGCUGAAAGAGGUUAGAGGUCACCCACUAUACGUCAACAGACUGUUUUAUUAUUGGACACCUCUGAUUGGCUAGUUUGCCUAAGUGCUGUGGUUUAUUGCCUUGAAGUUUUUAUAUAAUUUUCCCCCUACCCAUAAUUCUUUGGUCAGAACCUGAGAGAGACAUGCUGGAGGGACGCCACCCACUUUCUGGACCUCCCUGACUUCCUGUCCUGGAAAGCCACGGCUUCUCUGGCCAGGUGAGCUUUAGAACAGAAGGAGAGAGGGGUAGGAGGGGUUUGUGCGUGUUUGUGUAUCUUGACCAGUCACAGUGGGUGUGUAUCAGACAGAUUCUCCCUUCUUCUUCAGGUCCUUAUGUACUCUGGUGUGUAAGUGGACCUAUUGCCCCACAGAAAAAUGGGACACCAGCUUCUGGACAGCCAUUGGUCUAGAGGACUUACUGGAAAACAACCAUUCCAAAAUAGGUGAGCAGAGUCAACCGGUUUUCAACAUCAAGAGAGUUUUCCUGAAUAAAUGAAAGAAAAAUUGAAAUAUCAAACUCCGCAUUGGUUUCUCAAUGGGAGUACCACUGACUCCAGCCACUGUGUGUUUCUCCACACCCAUCUAGGCAGUGUGACCUGCUGUCCAGGGAGCCCAGUGGGAGAAGGCCUUACCCAGGAAGCUGCAGCCGAACUGGGGCUGGACAUGGGCACCCCAGUGGGAGCCUCCCUUAUCGAUGCCCAUGCCGGAGGCCUAGGUAGACACUCAUUCCAAGGGUCUCCUCUGUUUUUUUGUUUAUAGUCACAAAAUAGUUUUUGCGCAUACCACUGGUGCUUCAUAUUGCCGCUAACAAUCUAUAAAUGAGAAUAUAAUAAAAAUGUAGAUGACAACUGAAGAUGUUUGUGUGAGCAGCUCAGUAGAAACUACUGCAGGAGUUUAUUGUCAUCACCUGGAUCAGUCACCUAACCAGACCUUGGUCAUCUGGUUCCGUUUAGGCAGUUAAACUGCUAAUGAACUUCGACUUUUGACUCCUGCUGGGACCUCUGCUGAUUACACUUGCAUGGGGUCAAAGGUGAAAGUUUAAAGCACUGUGCUGUUCUAAACUGUUGUACAUGUCAGACAUGUACGUGCACUCUGCUCCUCCACCUCUGUGUACCUCCUCCUCUUUCCCACCUCCUCCCACAUUUAAAACUAGAACCAGCUUGGCAACAUUAUCCCAGCAGUAAAUGUCAGCACUAUAUUCCACCUUGGAGGUUACAGACCCACUUCAAAGAGUGAAGAUACUGAGUUAACAAUCCUCCAUUUUGUGGCCCAGUCUCCCCAUUGGCUAUUAUAUAACCCGUGUUUUGGAAUCAUAAAGGAUGUUUUAUUCUUCUUGUCAAACAAAUGUGUUCUUAGUGAUAAAAAGAGAAUAAGUAGAAGCCUUGUGCACAGUUUCCAACGGGCAGGUUAUGGCAGGAACAACUGAGAAUCGUUUUUUUAUUUUGUUUUUAUACAUGUGUUUUGGGUAUUCUCAGUGAACUUUGCAAAAGGUCAAAACGUAGAAGUGGAAAUGUCAAGUAGGCAGAGGAAUGAGAAAUACCUUUUUUCCACGACAUACUGUACUUGACAGAAAUGUAAAUUUACAAAUGUUCUUGGUCCACGACCUUCCUAACUUUUUAACCAUGUAAAUAAUGAGAAUAAGGUGUGUUUUGUGGUUCCAGGUGUGAUUGGUGCAGACGUGAGGGGGUUCUCCCUGGCCUGUGAGGACCAGCCAAUCACGUCGCGCAUGGCCAUGAUCUGUGGAACAUCUUCCUGUCACAUGGCGGUGAGUUGGUUAGACUUAAACAGCUCCUGUUGUCAUGUAAUAUAAUAUGUGCCACUUGUCAGAUUUGAUCUGAUUUACAGAACAUUGACAGUGACAGACAUAUUCAGUAUGUGGGGCCCAUGCAGGAAUCAAACCCACAACCCAUCUUAGCCAAGUAUGUUUAUCUAGCAUGGCGAAUAGUAUUACAAUGCCAUUCAUCAGCAGUCCUUCAUGGUGACCAAUCAUGAGGGGUAGACCCUGACCUGCUGCAACCUCUUGAAUCCUUCAGCUGGAGUCUAGUGUCAUGAGCUUUAACAUCUAGCUCUAGUAGGGGGAGGUGAGGGGGCCUGAUGCUGUGUUGAAGCCCAUAGCUGUGUUGAAACCUCUAUGUGUUAUUCUGUGUGUUCAGAUCAGCCAGGGGCCCCUGUUUGUACCGGGUGUGUGGGGACCCUACCUGUCCGCCAUGGUGCCUGAGCUGUGGCUCAACGAGGGAGGACAGAGUGCUACUGGAAGACUGGUCAGUUCAGCUCUGCUCCCCCUGGGUCCUACUAGACCAGGCCUAUUCAACUACUUGCACAUGGCCCUGCAGAACUGCUGGUUUUCUUCUCUACCUGGUACUUCAUUGAUCUAUUCAUGUCACUGAUUGGCCCAAGAACCCACAUACCUGGAGUCCCAGUCUCCUCUCAGAAGGAGAGAAAGAACACCAGCAGUACCUUAACCCUGUAAUUGUGACUUUGUCCAUGUGUGAACUGUGACCUGAAGUAAUCAGCUACAUAUGCAUUAUACUAGGCACUAGGGUUGCUCAAACCAGAUCCACAACAUACAUUUUUCUUUUCUUUUCUUUCUUUUUUCUCCUACCUCAGAUUGACUAUGUGGUGAAAGGUCAUGUAGCCUACCCCCAGCUACAGGAGCAGGCUGUGAAAGGGUCAGCUAUUUACAGAAAAAGCAUAUCUAUUAAAACAACAACAACAUACAAUUCACAUGGAAUAGUACAGAAUACACAUUUAACAUGAACCACAUACUCUGUCCAGAUAUGUACUCUGCCCAGGCGCCUGUAGGCCCAGAAUGCUCAGAAUCCAUAUGUUUAACCUACUUAACCUUAACCUACUAAGAGCAUGGUGUAAAUGUCUGUUAUCACCUGUCCUGGCAUGUCAAUUGACAAACUCCUUGGGCAAUGGGAAAACAAGUUUUUCUAGCUCGUAAACAAUGUGCCGUCUGUCCACCUUCCAUUGCGAAAGAAUGAUUGAUUUACUAUAGCUCGAAGGCAUUACAUAGUUCCAAUAGCAGCUGAGAAGUCAAUUACUUGAUACACUUUACAAAAUAGAUUCCCAAUGAAAAACCACCUUGCUACACAAAUAAUUGGCAAUCAACAACAUAAUACAAAGUAGGUUUAAAGAAGUGUAACAUCCCCUAUAUUUCCCUGCAGUGGGGAGCAUAUCUACAGUUACCUGAACAGACACCUGUCCUCAAUGGCUAAAGACCUGGGGGCUCCCCUGGACCUGCUGGCCUCCAGCCUCCACGUCUGGCCAGACUUUCAUGGCAACCGCUCCCCCCUGGCGGACCCCACCCUGAGGGGCGCGGUGAGGAGAGACCACCUCUGGCUCAGGGCUCUGAUAGACUGCUCCCAGAUCUGUUUAUGCUAUCUUGCCUAGUCCUAUGGUCAUUGGGCAAGAACAAUGACCAUAGGAGUUGGCAACACACACUCAUCAUAUGCUGCCGCUGCUCAUUUCUUUAUUUGUACAAUUAUUAUUAUCUAUUCUGAUGCCUAGUCACUUUACUCUACCUUUAUGUACAUAUCUACCUCAAAUACCUCCAGCCCCUGCACCUUGAUCUGGUACUGGUACUCUGUAAAUAGAUAGCUUAAUUCUUGUGAACUUUAUUUUUUACUCUGCAUCGUUGGGAAGGGCUCGUAAGCAAGCAUUUCACGGUAAAGUCUACACCCGUUGUAUUCGGCACAUGUGACAAACACUUUUUAUGUUAUUAGUGUUUGUUUUGAAGAGAGCACAAACUGAUCUGGGACCAGGCUAGGGCUCUGACCCUCUGAGCUCAGAAAUCAUUCAGAAACAAAUGUCAUCAUGCUAUAUAAAAGUAAAUGAAGGGUUUUAAGCCACAUUGUCAAAAUGCCAGACCUGUAUGACUUUGCUUAUAAAUGAUUUGUGAAGCAUCUAUGUAGUUCUUAUGAAUAUGAAUGCUCUACAAAGCUUUUCUAAGUGGUACUGAAGGUGUUCUGUGUGUGUACAGGUGGUUGGGCUGUCAUUGUCCCAGACCCUGGAUGACCUGGCCCUCCUUUACCUUGCUACUGUACAGGCACUGGCUGUAAGUUUCACUAGUAAUAAUACAUAGUACUUAUAUAGCGCUUUUCUGAAACCCCAAAAAGCAUGAAUACUACAUUUAAUAUAAACAUGUCACACAUUGCUUGAAAUAUUUACCUAGAUUAUCCUAUCCUAAAUGAUUGUGUGUGGUUAUGAUAGCCAGAGGAGUACGCCCUCCCUCUAAGUUGUAUAAAGGGCUUUAUAAACUAAUUAGAUUGAUUGAUUGGUUUUAUAUUGCAACAAUCCACUCCUGCCUCUCUCCUUUCAGCUGGGCACCCGGCAUAUCCUAGAGGCCAUGACACAGGCAGGACAUGACAUCACAGCCCUCUUCCUGUGUGGGGGGUUGAGUAAGAAUCCUCUUUAUGUGCAGAUUCAAGCCAAUGCCACAGGUGGGUGAUGGAGGGUGAUCUAGUUUGUGUCCAGCAGCCAUAAAACGUUUUGAAACGAGAGUAAAACAGGGGAGGUACUACCAAACCUGAAUUUGAGAAACACCCCCACUGAAAACAAACCUAGAUUGUUUCAGUUGAGGUUCUGAAUUAUUAUUUAGAAAUGUAUAUUUCUCAUUAUGAAGAGAGUGACUUAAACACUCAUAUGAAUUCCUUAUUUGUAAAAUAACUUGAGAGUGCUUAUGAACGGAUGUAACAAUACUACUUGUUGUGUUCUCAGGGUUGCCCUUGGUGCUGCCUGCACAGACAGAGGCUGUGUUGGUGGGAGCAGCAGUUCUAGGUGCCUGUGCUUCCCAUGAUUAUAGCUCCAUACAGGUGGGUGCAGCACACACAAUAAACACAGCAGUAGAAUAUUUAGUUUGGCAUCAUAGCAUUCCUGACUCCAUACUACCAUCUACUGGAGAGAAACUAAAGUAAAGGAGAAAUGCACAGAUUCCCUUGCUGUGUCUCAAAAUCAAAUCAAAUGUAAUUUGUCACAUGUGCCGAAUACAACAGGUGUAAACCUUACCGUGAAAUGCUUAAUUACAAGCCCUUAACCAACAAUGCAGUUUUAAGAAAAUAGAGUUAUGGUCCUCUGUAGCUCAAUUGGUAGAGCAUGGCGCUUGUAACGCCAGGGUAGUGGGUUCGAUCCCCGGGACCACCCAUACGUAAAAAUUUAUGCACACAUGACUGUAAGUCGCUUUGGAUAAAAGCGUCUGCUAAAUGGCAUAUUAUUAUUAUUAUAUUAUAAAAUAUUUACUAAAUAAACUAAAGAAAAAAAAAAAAAAAAGUUACACAAUAAAAUAACAAUAAUGAGGCUAUAUACAGGGGGCACUGGUACCGAGUCAAUGUGCGGGGGUACAGGUUAGUCCAGGUAAUUUGUACAUGUAGGUAGGGGUAAAGUGACUAUGCAUAGAUAAUAAACAGCGAGUAGCAGCAGUGUAAAAACAAGGUGGGGGGGGGGGGGGGGGGUCAAUGCAAAUAGUCUGGGUGGCCAUUUGAUGAAUUGUUCAGCACUCUUAUGGCUUAAGGUGGAGACUUGUGCAUAGUCUGGUGAGAUGACAUGGAGGUAGCUAGAUAUCUAUCUAAAGAGAGGGCUCUGGGGGUGUCGCUCUGUGGCAUUCAGCAGCAUACCUCUGAACACUGGGUAGUGGCCCACCCGGUAAGCCAGACGUGCUAAAAAUAAGAAUAUGUAUUAUUGUUUGGACUGGGUCGCACCUGUCACCUCAUUUGGAGUCAAAACUGCUCAUGCAGUUGGUGCUGUCUGAGGAUUUGAGCUAGGGAUGACGGACUAGGGAUGACAGGGCAGUGUGAACUAUAGAGCUUAUAUAGAAGGAUAUGUAUAAGGCCAGGAACUGAGAAUUGUGCUGCCUACGUACUGUAUGUCACAAACUACAUAGACAGUUGGGCCUUUCCUUUUCAAACCAGGUCAUGGGCUGUUCUCUACCUCACCUCUCGAGAUAGAUUAAAACUGAAUGUGUAUGAUUAAUUGAGCAGUGCUUGAUUUAUGAAUGCAUGUUUUAGGAGGCGAUGGAGAAAAUGGCCAAAGUGGGAAAAGUUGUUCAGCCUGACCACGAGCUCCGGAGGUGAGACGAGAGACUGGCCUGCAUCAGUGUUGGGUUUCAUUGGUCAAACGUCUGUGGGUUGUGCUGGAGGCAUGUGCUGGGAUACAAUGAUUAAUUAACGUUAAUGUGGGAAACAUUUAUCACUACUGAUAUAUUAAAGUAUAUUUGUUAUCAGGUCAGCUUGUAAUUUUGUUCUAAUGAUGUCCUUCUAAUAAUGUUUUUAUAAUGUUGUAGUAUCUGACUGGAGGAACUGUGUUCUCUCUCUCUUAGCUUUUACAGGAAGAAGCACUCUGUGUUCCUGCGCCUCCAUGUCCACCAGAGGGAGUACAUGGCCUUUAUGAAUGACUGACUGAGAACCAAGAGGUGCCACCGUCCAACCUGAAAUGGCAGACAGUACUCCCAACACCGAGGUUGGAUUAGUCUGAAUGCGAUAUCAGGUAGAGACUGUGGAAACGGCUAUGAUAUCAGACACCCAAAUUAGUUGAUUCCAAAAAUCAGCUGGACCCAGAUACCCAAUACCCCUAUAAAAGUCAGAGGAGAAAAGAGUCUGAACUCAAAUGUGAUUUAUCAUUUGCAAAAUGGUGGUGACACUGUCCAUCUUGACUUGAUGCAUGGGGGAAGAUGCAGGAUAUUAAUGCAAUAUUCCAGUAUUUCAGAUUUUAAACUUGACGUGCAGUCCUGGCCUGAAAAUGUAAUAUGGUCUACAGUACCAUCCACAGGACACUGAUAAGAGUUCAAAAGGCACUGACAGAAAAAGUCCACCUGUGAAAAGCAAUAAAACAG